Molecule: messenger RNA, 267 nt
Organism: Calypte anna (Anna's hummingbird)
Lineage: Eukaryota; Metazoa; Chordata; Aves; Apodiformes; Trochilidae
Gene: PRLH
Product: prolactin releasing hormone
Biological process (GO): feeding behavior; response to peptide hormone; G protein-coupled receptor signaling pathway
Molecular function (GO): prolactin-releasing peptide receptor binding; neuropeptide hormone activity
Source: RefSeq, a predicted model, not a curated record
AUGAAGCUGGGGGCCACCUGCCUCCUCUGCCUGCUGCUCGCCUGCCUGACCCUGCCAGUCACCCACGGCUGCAUUCGUGAGCGCUCCAUGGAAAUCAGGAACCCAGACAUCGACCCCUCCUGGUACACGGGCCGUGGGAUCAGGCCAGUGGGGAGGUUCGGGAGGCAACAAGCCCUGGGCAAGGGUUCCUCUGGCAGGGGGGGCAGCUGGCGGGCAGCUUGUGUGCCCCCCCACCCACAGGCCUCCCGGCUGCAGCGCAGUCCCUGA